UUCCAGAACGGUUAGGCUGGGCCAAAGAAGAGCCUCACCUCACACUUAACUGCCAUCUCGAACUCUGCGCACCUCGAUGUGCUCUCCACCAUAACAGCAUUUAUCAGACUCAGAUGUUGUCAAAGGACUGACUGAUAUCCGCUGACUAAUGUGGCGAGCAAAACCCUUUCACUCAAACCAAGCGAAGUUCCAUAACAAUUCAGUGCCCUUCAUCUGCUCAGAGUAAUCUUACUGUUUAAGGUGCAUCCUCUGCAAGAUAUCGUCUAUCAGCUCAUUGAUAGAUCAACGCCCCUGUCGGAUCAAAUAUUCUCCGCCAACCCCCCCGGGUCCCAUUCACAGGCCGAUCUGCUCCACAAUGCCUCGCAAAUCCAAACCCAAAUCCAACAUCAAAAUGCCCGGCCUGACAGUCGAUACCUCCCCUUCACACACGACGUCGCCGAACUCGACCUCGCACUCCCAAUCCCAGUCCCAUUCCCGCUCUGCCUCGCCCGUGCGGCCUCCAUACUCCCCAAUAACCCCGACUCUGGGCCAUGCGCGCCUCGCCACCUCUACAAGCCCCUCCCAGAAUCCCUCCCCCCAUACCCAGAACACUUUGCCGCCACGCCAAACAUACACUCACUCUCAACCUCCGCAGACUGCGAUCCCUCAGCCGCCACCAGUACCAAUAAAACUAGACGAGAACCCCGAUGCGCUCGCCCUAAAAUCCGCAAUUAGCAUCUUGCAGAUCCAGGCGCGCAAUGCGACGGCAGAUAUCCAGACCUUGCACCGGAUAAAGGGGAAAGCGAUGGACGAUCCCGAAGGUUUUGCUAGAGCUCUGGCUGCAGGCGAGGUUGCGACCAAGUCAGAUUCCCUUUUCGCGCCGUCGCAAGACGAUUCAUCCGAGGAUGAGGAUGGAGAGGGAGAGAAAGUGGAGGGGCUGGAGGGAGAAGGGAAGGGAAAAGAAAAGGCAGAAAAGUGGGGGAAACUUCCAAGACCCCAGAAUAUCGUCCGUUGUCCACCAAUAAAUUGGACGCAGUAUGCCGUGGUCGGGGAGAGCCUGGAUAAAUUGCAUAAGGAUCAGCAGGCACGACCUACGGAAGGGAUGCCACAAAGAUUACAACCGGAUGGGAGCUUGGCAUUUGGUGGCGAGGGACAGAGAAGACGGGAAGAUAUGGGGGUGGCGGCGCCGUAUCAGCCGGGGAAGGAUAAGAUUGAGAAGAUGGGAACUAGGAAGGGGGGCAAGAGGUAAUGCUUUGGGUUAAUGGGGCUGGUUCAGUUGGAGUUUUGUAUCUAAGGGAUGAAGUUAUGAGGGUGGGGCAUGGGCAUGGUCUGGCGUUGGUGGUUGCUAUGAACUUGAGGCGUAGCAUUCGAUUAUAGCCUGGGAGG
Amorphotheca resinae ATCC 22711 is the source of this 1365-nucleotide messenger RNA. RefSeq lists its product as hypothetical. The coding region runs from base 356 to 1228 and encodes 290 amino acids. The transcript is spliced from 2 exons. NCBI's taxonomy places the organism in Eukaryota, Fungi, Ascomycota, Leotiomycetes, Helotiales, Amorphothecaceae. The record is from RefSeq and is a predicted model, not a curated record.